AGGUAGCAAAAUAUACAUUUACAUUAUAGUACAAUGAACUAUGUACGAAUUGUGCAUUACUUCAAGUUGAUUGCAAAUUAAAUUUUGAUUUCUCAUAUAUAAAAAAGUACUCUGUGUUUCAGUGUUUCCAGUGUCAUUGGUGUCAUUUAGAUAUUUGUGAGGAGCAGGUUAAUUCGGUUCGAAUACAAAUUACGCUAUUUGAAAUUAUCUAUAAACAAAUAUUGCGUAGUAUUUUACAUUAUUAGGGGACUGUGUAUAUUUUAUUUUUCAAUACGAUAAAAUAAUUUUUAUUUCCGGACCAGAUACGUUAUUUUUUAUAAAAUGGAGCUUAGCACGGGCACAAAAAACCUUGUAAAAUUUAUAAUAGAAGACUGGAAGCUUUUGCUGUUUUUAACUAUUAUAUUUUUGUUAUAUUUUUACUACACUAGCACUCACGACUUUUUUGAAAAAAGAGGAAUAAAAUUCAUGAAACCUCGUUUCUUAGUUGGUAAUCUUGGAGGCAGACUUUUAGGGAUGAAAUCACUCCAUGAUUUUCAAUUGGAAAUCUAUAACUAUUUUAAAGGACAGCCAUAUGGUGGUAUAUUUGAAGGGAGAAGGCCGAUCCUGUAUCUUAUUGACAGCGAAAUCAUUAAAGCAGUAACAAUUCGCGAUUUUGAUCAUUUCACUGAUAGAAGUGGAUUUAGAAGUCGAGAACCAAGAUACUUAAGUAGAAGUAUUUUAAACUUAAAGGGAGCAGAAUGGAAGGCUGUCCGCAGUAUUAUGACACCAACAUUUAGUUCAUCUCGACUUAAGAACCUGAUACCUCUUUUACAAACAUGUGCAGACCAAUUGGUUGGAUUUUUAAAUCAAUUUGAUAAAAAAGAUAUUGAGAUGAAAGAUAUAAUGGGUCACUUUACAUUGGAAGUAAUUGGUGCCUCUGCUUUUGGUAUCAGAUCAGAUGCUCUUACUGAUGAAAAUGCAAAAUUUGUAAAGGUAGCAGAAAAAGUUGGUGACAUGUCAAUGCCCAAGAGAAUGUUAAUAUUUUUCGUAUUAAUUUUUAUGCCAACUUUUAUAAGAUUCUUUAACUUGUCAUUCUUAAACCGGGAAGUUGUAGAGAAAUUAAAUGAUAUGUUGCAAGUGACUAAGGCACAACGAAGAGCGUCAAAAGAAAAGCACAAUGACUUCCUACAACUUUUGAUGGAUGCAGCGGAAAAGGAAAAAGAACAGUUAGGGAAUAAUCACUCAGAAAUGCAUUUAGAUGACGGCACAGUCGACGCCCAAAGUAUAAUAUUCCUUGUAGCUGGUUUCGAAACUUCUAGUACAUUGCUAUCGUUUGCGGCGCACGUGCUCGCCACGAAACCUGACCUUCAGGAUAAGCUCAGAGAACACGUGAUUAGCGUUACUGAAGGAAAGGAAAUGAAUUAUGAUCUUCUUACACAACUCGACUAUUUGGAAGGUUUUCUGCUGGAAACAUUACGCAUGUACCCUCCCGCGUCAAGGAUAGACAGAGUGGUCACAAAGCCAUACGUUCUACCAGGAACAUCUAUUAAGUUAAACGUAGGGCAAGCAGUCGCUAUACCAAUAUAUGGAAUACACAUGGACCCGAAUAUUUACCCGGAACCCCACGAGUUCAGACCUGAGCGGUUCAUGAAAGACGAGAAGAAGGAUAGACCCUCGCAUUUGUUCCUGGCGUUCGGCGCUGGACCCAGGAAUUGUAUUGGGCUUCGCUUCGCAAUGAUCUCCGCAAAGUUGGCAAUGGUAGCUGUGUUGAAAAACUUCAGAUUUAAAACGUGUCCUAAAACACAGGAUCCGGUGCAAUUCGACAAACGUGCUUUUCUGCUGAAGGCUAGUCAGGGAAUAUAUGUUAAUGUGGAAAAGAUAUAAAUUUUCAAGUGUAGUUGAAUAUACAAAUUGUUUAUUAUUAUUUAAAUUUACGGGUGUAUGUUUUAAUUUAUAAGAUAAUGUUUAAUUGUAGGUCUAGUUAUAUUAUUUUGUAAUGAAAUUAUCAUCAAUGUUCAUUGUAUGUGUGUAU
This is a messenger RNA of Colias croceus (clouded yellow), 2011 nucleotides long. Its product is annotated as cytochrome P450 3A19-like. Bases 322 to 1863 code for a protein of 513 amino acids. The record is from RefSeq and is a predicted model, not a curated record. Gene Ontology annotation, molecular function: heme binding; iron ion binding; monooxygenase activity. The transcript has 9 exons. NCBI's taxonomy places the organism in Eukaryota, Metazoa, Arthropoda, Insecta, Lepidoptera, Pieridae.